Zygotorulaspora mrakii is the source of this 504-nucleotide messenger RNA. RefSeq lists its product as uncharacterized. The transcript has a single exon. The record is from RefSeq and is a predicted model, not a curated record. NCBI's taxonomy places the organism in Eukaryota, Fungi, Ascomycota, Saccharomycetes, Saccharomycetales, Saccharomycetaceae. The coding region runs from base 1 to 504 and encodes 167 amino acids.
AUGAGAGCAAGCACUCCAACGGGCGUAAAUCGCAGUUUGCCGCCAGUGUCACUAAUUUCGCUUUUGUGUCGCCGGUUUCGCUUUUGUGUCGCCGUCUCCAGGGCGGGUAACAGAAGUUCAGUGGUUACCCGCCCGGGUCCCCUGUUGCUCUUCUCCGUUCUAGCUGUUUUCCUUCCUGCCCCUCCACGCUGCGUCUUCGACGCCUCCUUUCGUCCUUUUGUCCUCUCAAUGCCCCUCUGUUUCUGCUGCUCCGCUUCCACGCACCCCGCACCGUUCGGUUUGCUUCUGACUCCCGCCGGCGCAACUUUCCCAUUCGACCGCAAAAAACCGGGACCCUCCGCAAAAAAACUGCGCUCGUCCGGGCUGCUUGGGUUUGCUCCCAUCCUGGCUCUUCUCUAUCUGCUGACCGGUGCUGGAGAUCCCCUUGCACGACAGAAUGAGGCAUCCCUGGACCGCAGGCCAGGCAGGGGGUUCGCGGCUAUUCAUAGUAAACAGGUCAUCUAA